AUGUCGGUCGCCGAGAACUCACCAAUAGAUACUAUUGUGGGAAGUUUAGACAUUGAUGACACAACAUUCAACGUUGUACAACAGGACAUUCCGUUCAUAAUUGGAAAUGACCACUUGGUAAGAACGACACGUGUGUUGGACCGUGAGAACACAUCCACCUACUCCUUUACUGUUGCGGUAACAGGAAAAAUCAUCAGUAAUAUAACUGUUAAUGUAGCCAUUUCGGAUGUGAAUGACAAUCCUCCAGUUUUCAACUCAUCAGAGUACGUAUUCGGUUUACCGUCAGGAAGCACCCCAGUUGGAAGUGUCCUGGCAACAGACGUGGACCUGGGAGAGAAUGGAAAUAUCUCCUACAGCUUCCAAAAUUCAUUUGCUGCCAACAAAUAUUUUGCUAUUGACUCUCGGUCAGGGGAGAUAACGCUGUCUGGUGUCAACAUACCUUUAUAUCAAUCUUCAUUUCAACUUGGUGUGUUGGCCUCUGACAAUGGUGUUCCGAAAAUGAAUUCCUUCUGUUCCGUUUACAUAUCUCGGGUCACUAUUAAGGGAAAUUACACGGUUUCAAUUGGUACUCCAUUGAAGGAGGAUGUCCUGAGAAGUAGGAUACCAACUUUGGAAAGAGAAAUAGGAAAUAUAGUUAAUCUAACCAUCACAGCAAAGGUGCCGACGGCUGUUCACAAAAGGGCGACAACCCCACAAGAAUUCGGGGCAACAUUACAAAUAUCAGCGAUGUAUAAAAAUGGGACACGAGUACCAGCAAAUGAUCUUCAAAGAGUGGUGUUGGUUCAUCUGUCCGAUAUCGAGGCACUUUGGACUCAGGAAGCAAAUGCUCAUAAAGACAAUGACAACCACUCUAGCGUGAGCGAGAUAGCGUUAAUUGUUGUGGCUGGUGUGAUGCUUCUUGGAACCUUGAUAGCAUUGAUAGUACUAACCGUUAAGUGGAGACAGUUCAAAUCUCAGGAGAAGGUGCUCAGGCUGAAUGAAAGUUUGACGCGUCGCAGCUCUUUGUAUGAAUCACAAGAAAUCAAAGUGAGGAUUGAUGAUGAAACAUCCGACUACAAUGGGUCUCUAAAUACUCAAGAUUUGGAGACGUACGAAAAUGGACAUCGCCCUUUAGGGGAAACGAACGCCUUCGAAAAUCCAGUCUACAAAAGAGACGACUUUGAUGAAACAAAAGUGAAGGCUCAAGCUAUUAAUGAGGCCCUUUUGAGUCUAAACUCCCUGUCUGACCGACUAGAUGAAGAGGACCCAUUGGCGCCAAAACCGGACUAUGAGAAGACUGAAGAAAGUGGAUUAAAGAAUAAUCCCGAUUUGGAUGAAUAUGUAAACAGUGUAUGGACAGAAACCCCAGGAAGUACCGAUUUGAAUACGUACGACUCAGUGGAUAGUGCUAAAAACACGAACAGUAACCCGUAUGAGAAUAUUGAAUUUGAUGACGACUUCCCUAGUACGAGUGGUUUUGCAGGAUUAAAGAUCGAUGGGAAGAUGAUUACUAGUUCUGGUGAAGGACACGAGGAUGAUGUUUUUAUAGGAGAGGAGGACAACAACGAUGCAAGAUACGAAUCAGAAAAUGAAGACAUACCUGAGGAUGAACCGGAUGUAGACUAUCACCUGAAACAGGUGAGAUUCGCUAACAGAGUAGUUAACGCUGAUACAAACAUUGCAGAGGAACUGAAACCAGAUAAGUCUGAACUGGAGAAAGAAACGGACAAAAAAGUCGCGUCAACAUACGAUGACAAUGACGAUGAUGACGACAAAGUGUUUCAAAUUAAUACUGACUCAAACAACGAAUCUGAUUACGACGCUGACUUCCAGGUAGAUAACGCCGAUGCGUCGAUCCGAAUGGACGAGGAAAUAAACUCGCCGUUAGACUUUCUCAAAAAUGACGAUAACAACACAGAGACGUUAGAGGACAGCGGGACGUUUGUAUUCGGAGGAGAGGAAACCACAGCUUUGUAA
Messenger RNA from Ylistrum balloti, 1956 nucleotides. RefSeq names its product serine-aspartate repeat-containing protein G-like. The transcript is spliced from 11 exons. Gene Ontology annotation, cellular component: plasma membrane. Gene Ontology annotation, biological process: homophilic cell-cell adhesion. NCBI's taxonomy places the organism in Eukaryota, Metazoa, Mollusca, Bivalvia, Pectinida, Pectinidae. Bases 1 to 1956 code for a protein of 651 amino acids. The record is from RefSeq and is a predicted model, not a curated record. Gene Ontology annotation, molecular function: calcium ion binding.